Messenger RNA from Drosophila serrata, 1331 nucleotides. It is a transcript of the gene Ama, whose product is annotated as Amalgam. Gene Ontology annotation, cellular component: neuronal cell body; axon; plasma membrane. The record is from RefSeq and is a predicted model, not a curated record. Gene Ontology annotation, molecular function: axon guidance receptor activity. Lineage: Eukaryota; Metazoa; Arthropoda; Insecta; Diptera; Drosophilidae. Gene Ontology annotation, biological process: homophilic cell-cell adhesion; synapse organization.
CGCAUUGAACCUACGAAAGUCAGAGAUAACCGAAGAAUAACCCAGAGAGCAAUCCAGCAACAGCAACAACAUCCUUGACAGCCAUGGCAAAUCCAAGGCUCUUUAUCUACCUUUUCCUGGGCUUCGCGAUCAGUCUGGAAUCCGCCCUUGGAGCACCAGUGAUUAGCCAGAUCAGCAAGGAUGUGGUGGCCAGUGUCGGUGAUAGCGUCGAGUUCACCUGCACAGUGGAGGAUGUCGGCCCCUUCACGGUCAGCUGGGCCAAGAGGGCCAGCGAGUCGGACACCAAUUCGGUGGUUCUCUCCAUGCGGAAUAUGCUUAGCCUCACAGAUCAGCGAUACAAUGUCACAGUCACUGAUGGACCCAAGUCUGGAAGUGCCAUCUACACGUUCCGCAUCCAGAAGAUCGAGGUGACCGACAUGGGUCCGUACGAAUGCCAGGUGAUCGUCUCCGCCACGGAGAAGGUGAUGAAGAAGCUGAACCUGCAGAUCAAGACCCCGCCUAUGAUUUCGGAGAAUACCCCGAAGAGUACUCUGGUAACUGAGGGUCAGAACCUGGAGCUUACCUGCCAUGCCAUUGGCUUCCCCAAGCCGACGAUUUCCUGGGCUCGCGAACACAACGCCGUGAUGCCAGCCGGCGGUCAUGUCCUGGCGGAGCCCACUCUCCGGAUCCGUACAGUGCACCGAAUGGAUCGCGGAGGAUACUACUGCAUUGCCGCAAAUGGCGAGGGACAGCCCGACAAGAGGCUGAUCCGUGUCGAGGUGGAGUUCCGCCCGCAGAUUGCCGUGCAGCGACCGAAGGUGGCCCAGAUGGUGUCCCACACCGCGGAGCUGGAGUGCUCCGUGCAGGGCUAUCCGGCACCCAGUGUUGUGUGGCAUCGAAACGGCGUCCAACUGCAGUCCAGCCGGCAGCACGAGGUGUCCACCACGGCCUCCUCCUCUGAGAUAACAACCUCUGUCCUGCGCAUCGACAGCGUGUCGGUGGAGGACUUUGGGGACUAUUACUGCAAUGCCACCAAUAAACUGGGACAUGCCGAUGCCCGGCUCCAUCUCUUCCAGACUGUCAUCCCGGUGCCGUCGUUCUCGUAAGGUCACCACAUCGACAUCCAUAUCCACAUCCACAUCCACUUCCAUUCCCACGCCACAAGACUGGACCCCUCCCAUUUUAGCAUCUCGUCUCGCUUUUUCGGCAAUUCCCCAGCCCGGAUGCGGCCUGUGUUUAUAUUAUUAAUGAAUCAUUCAAUUAGCUCCCAUUCAGACUCUCUUAUUUUCGGACACACUCGAGAUCGACUCGAGCGACCGUUGUGCCUUAAGAAUGUGCUCAGCAUCCGACGG